Messenger RNA from Anoplopoma fimbria (sablefish), 1002 nucleotides. RefSeq names its product family with sequence similarity 43 member B (gene fam43b). The coding region runs from base 1 to 1002 and encodes 333 amino acids. NCBI's taxonomy places the organism in Eukaryota, Metazoa, Chordata, Actinopteri, Perciformes, Anoplopomatidae. The record is from RefSeq and is a predicted model, not a curated record. The transcript has a single exon.
AUGCUGCCCUGGAGAAGGAAUAAGUUUGUUCUGGUGGAGGAUGAGGCCAAGAGUAAGCCAAAGAGCCUGGGGACUGGUCUGACCUACCACUCCAUCCUCUCCUCUCUUCUGCGCUCCUGUCCGGACCUGCUGCCGGACUGCCCCUUUGACUGGGUGGGUAACAUCUUUCAUACCAAACGGCAAAAGGUGGAACUGAACAAAGAGGAGCCUGUUUACAAUGUGCGCUACCUGGGGAGUGUAGUCACUAUCACGGCGAAGGGGGACGGAUGCACCCAGGAGGCUGUGGCCAAGAUCUGGGCGAGGAGCAACUACGGGGAGCAGAGUGUCAAGAUGAGGUUAACAGUAGGACCGCAAGGCAUCCGCAUGAGUGCUGACAAAUCUGGGAAAAAGAAGCCCAUCCAUCUUUACUCUCUGAACAGAAUCACCCAUUGCGGCGCUGACCCGUCACGGCCCAAGAUCCUGGCUUGGAUCUACAGGCACCAGGUUAAGAACAUGGCCGUGGUGCUCCGGUGUCACGCCGUCCUGGUCAGCAAGUCGGAGAAGGCCCAGGCCAUUGCAAACAGGCUCUACCAGAACGCCACCUCCGCCUUCAGCGAGUUCAAGAGGCUGAAGCGUCAGAGCGAUUUCCGGCACUGCCAGCAGCAGCUGCUGGGUGAGGAGGCUGUUCCCCUGAUGCCGCUGAGGAGGCUGCUGAAUGGGCAGUGUCACUACAGACCGCCUGCUGACAACCCCGGGAGCGCCAUCCGCCUCUGCUCCAUCACGGAGGAAGAAGAAGAUGAGGAGGACGAUAAGGACUGUGAAGAUGAGGAGCAGGAGAUGGAGGAACCAGCGGAGGUUGUAGAGGAGCACCAGAGGAAACAGUUUUUCACAACAAACACAGACCCGACUCAGUUAUUAUCAGAGUUGGACCUUGGGGAUAUCGCCAGACUGGAGCAGUGCCAAAUCAACUUUGUCAGUGACAGCAACAACAACACAUUUACAUUUGUAACCUCUCUAGUGUGA